This is a messenger RNA of Sabethes cyaneus, 438 nucleotides long. RefSeq lists its product as uncharacterized. Lineage: Eukaryota; Metazoa; Arthropoda; Insecta; Diptera; Culicidae. The coding region runs from base 1 to 438 and encodes 145 amino acids. The transcript has 2 exons. The record is from RefSeq and is a predicted model, not a curated record.
AUGAGUAGCUUUCUGGCAGUGCUGCUUGUUGCUGUUACCGUUUCUACCGUUUGGUCACAGGACGCACUAACUGCAGAUGACCAGGCUGUAUAUGAUGACUAUGAUGAUGAUGCGAGAAGAUACUACGGUUAUGGUUCAAACGGCUAUGGACAGAAUGCGUACGGACAGGCUAGCUAUGGGCAGAAUAGUUAUGGUCAGUCAGGCUAUGGACACGCCGGAUACGGACAGGCUGGGUAUGGACAAGCUGGGUAUGGUCAGGCUGGAUAUGGACAGGCUGGAUAUGGACAGGCUGGAUAUGGACAGGCUGGAUACGGACACACCGGAUAUGGACAGGCUGGCUAUGGACAGUCAAGUUAUGGACACACUGGGUAUGGACAGGCUGGAUACGGACAGGCCGGAUACGGACAGGCUGGCUAUGGACAGGUUGGAUAUGGGUAA